Messenger RNA from Aspergillus wentii DTO 134E9, 1197 nucleotides. RefSeq names its product putative meiosis-specific topoisomerase Spo11. Gene Ontology annotation, molecular function: ATP binding; DNA topoisomerase type II (double strand cut, ATP-hydrolyzing) activity; DNA binding. Gene Ontology annotation, cellular component: nuclear chromosome. Bases 1 to 1197 code for a protein of 398 amino acids. The record is from RefSeq and is a predicted model, not a curated record. The transcript is spliced from 8 exons. Lineage: Eukaryota; Fungi; Ascomycota; Eurotiomycetes; Eurotiales; Aspergillaceae. Gene Ontology annotation, biological process: meiotic DNA double-strand break formation; reciprocal meiotic recombination; meiotic DNA double-strand break processing.
AUGAGCCAAGAAAACUCAUCGCUGAAUCAAGUGUCCCGUAGAAAAGCGAUGGGAAAUCUUGUUGAGCCUGUAGUCUCAAUGAGACUCGUUCAAAAUUAUAUCGACGAUACACUUGCGGCAGCUCUCGAUGAGAUGACAUCCCCCGAAGGUCAUCCAUCUAUUACCUUGAAACGGCGAUCUAAACAAGCGUCUUUCUUCAUCAAUCCCGAUAAUGGUGCCCUCGAGACAACUGAGACGGAGAAUCAGACGACUUACACUUGGCCCGGACAGGACGCACACGAAGCGUGGAGGUUCACUAUCGCAUUUCGGAUCCUUGCAGCCAUUGCUGAAGCCGUUCAGACAGGAUUGAUGAUCUCCAAAAGAGAUAUAUAUUACACCGAUCCGGCCUGCUUCGGUUCACAAAGAGUGGUUGAUACUGUUGUUGAUGACAUUGCUCACACAAUUGGGGUGGAUCGGACAGCGCUAAACGUGGAAGCAGCUGCAAAAGGACUCGUUGCGGGAUACUACUGUUUGAAAACGAAAUCACACGAUAUACUAGAUGCCCGAUUAUCCACACAGGAUUCCUUAAUCCCAAGAGCAGAAUACAUCGAGGAAAUUGACAUAUCCGAAAUUGAAUGGGUUUUGAUACUGGAAAAAGAGGCAGUCUACCGUCGACUUGCAAGAAGCAACUAUCACACUAAGGCUGCUGUAGGAAAAGGAAUCAUGAUCACCGGUAAAGGGUACCCCGACCUUUGCACAAGAGCCUUUGCUCGUCUCCUGUUCGAAAAAAGCUCCCAUUUGCGACCUGCUCCGUGUUUCUAUGCUCUUGUUGACAGUGACCCUGAUGGAAUGGCUAUCAUGUCGACAUAUAAAUACGGCUCCAUGGCAUAUGCGCACGAGAAUGCAAAGUUAAACAUUCCCAAAUUACACUGGCUGGGUCUUCGCACAUCAGACGUCGCGGCAGGUGCUGAUCCUCUUGGUGACGAUGCCCUCAUUCGGCUGACAACCAGGGACAGAAGGAAGAUUGUUUCCAUGUUGAACAACAGCCCUAUUUUGGCAGUGGACGGACCGGAGCAGGAAUGGCGCGUGGAGUUGCAGCAGAUGCUCAUGUUGAAUUUGAAGGCAGAGACUGAGAUCGUAUAUGAUCGAAAUGGUGGACUUGAAGGGUGGAUUGAUCGAAAAAUGACCGAUUUACUGAAUGAUAAUAGGCCCUUUUGA